Molecule: messenger RNA, 1561 nt
Organism: Frankliniella occidentalis (western flower thrips)
Lineage: Eukaryota; Metazoa; Arthropoda; Insecta; Thysanoptera; Thripidae
Exons: 6
Coding region: 176-1558 (460 amino acids)
Molecular function (GO): protein binding
Source: RefSeq, a predicted model, not a curated record
UGAGCGGCAGGGCAAGCGGCAGGCGGCAGACAAACGGUAGAGCGCGGUAUAGUCAGAUCGCCACACACCGGCGUAUCGCUUAGAAGCCGUUGCUGUUCGCUGCCAUUCGUUCCAGGUACUUGUGCCUGUAGGUAAGGUCGCCUGGCGAGCUGAGGCCGCAGGAGGCAGAGUGAGGAUGUCGCCGGCACCAACCCGUUGUCAACCACCAAGAGCGUGUAAAAGUAAGAAGUCUCGGAUGUCCGCGUCCGAGGCGUCCAGGACGCCGCCGACUGGAACAGCCAUGAACCAUCAGGAGAAGACCGACUUCCGGCUCGACGUGCUGCCCGACCUGUCGCUCCUUGAAAUCCUCUGGUACCUACCCUUAAAGGACCUGGUGGCCGCCGGGCGCGCCAGCCCCCGCCUCUGCGCGCUGACCAGGACCAAGAUGCGCCUCUGGCAGACCGAGGACACGCUCGCGCUCAAGAAUUACAAUGACAUCUGCGACGCGUUGGCUGUGGCCCCUCCCGUGGACAUAUUGGCUGUGGCGCCGGCGGCGCCGGCGCUGGAUCCGUUGGCGGGGAAGUUGACCGUGGUUCCAGACGACGCCGCCAACACCACAGGCCUCUCACGAAAGCUUGUACUGUUCACUCGGGGUUGCGUACUGGCCGAGAGUGUCGACAGCCUCAUCAGGGAAGUCGCGCAGACGGUCAAGCGUCUCGAAGUCGACGCGGAGCUCGCUUGGAUUUUCACCUCAUUGCAGGAGGCCAACUGGUCUAAGCUGGAGCACCUGCAAAUAUCAGCGCAAGAGCUUGUUCCAGGGGGAGUGACGGGCGCAGUGGGAAACUUACUGUGGCCACAGGACGUGGUGUUGCCCAGGCUGCAAACCGUCGUGGUGGAGCCCCUUUACUUCGAGUACUCGGACACCCAUCGUCUGUUUGACAUUUCUGUCGAACACUUUGCGGCGCUCGAGUCGCUGCUGCGAGCUCACCGUGAACAGCUGGACUGUGUGAAGCUGUGUCUGUCGCAACUUCUUCCCCUUGUGGAGGCGUGCUCGAGCGACCUACACCGACUGGAAGUCGAAAUAGCAGACAACGACGACGUUGCAGUGCUGCGACGGAUGCGUGGGCUGAAGCAGCUCAAGAUCGGCGUGGACCAUCUUUAUCCCGAUUUUAAGCUGACAGAUUUGCUGAGGUGCUGGGUGGGACCCCUCGAGCACCUCGUCCUUCAAGACAUGAUCCAUGAGACGGUCGUGCACGCCCUGGGCGCGGGCGCGCUCAAGAGGCUCCUGUUUUUGGUGAUUUGGUCGGAUUGGGAUGAUGAUACGAUCAGGGGAACACCGGGACCCCUUCGCCACCUGCCGGAGGCGUUGGCAGGGCUGCCCCGCUUGCGUUCGCUCGCCCUGCAGGUGCCGUUGCACGUGGUGCUCCCCGACAUCACCCCCGCCUCCAUCGCCGCCCUGGAGCUGCUUAUCGUCGCGUGCGAAUGUGCAAAGUCUCGGUGUCGGUGCGCAGGUGAGACGCCGUCCUCCCUGAGUUUGUGCAGACCCCGCCCGCGGGGUCUGACGAGUGUUGCCAACUGAGUA